Molecule: messenger RNA, 1323 nt
Organism: Antechinus flavipes (yellow-footed antechinus)
Lineage: Eukaryota; Metazoa; Chordata; Mammalia; Dasyuromorphia; Dasyuridae
Product: microfibrillar-associated protein 1-like
Exons: 1
Coding region: 1-1323 (440 amino acids)
Biological process (GO): mRNA splicing, via spliceosome
Cellular component (GO): U2-type spliceosomal complex
Molecular function (GO): RNA binding
Source: RefSeq, a predicted model, not a curated record
AUGUCGAUCCUGAGGCUUUUCUCGAAGCAGCCCCCAGUUCAUUCCACGGCUGGGGCCGUCCCAGUUUACAAUGAGAAAGGGGAGAUUUCAAUGGAGAAAGUGAAGGUGAUACGUUACGUGUCGGGGAAGAGACCAGUCUACGCCCCUAAGGUGUCCUCAGAUGAGGAGGAUGAGGAAUUUCAAUUCCUUAAGAAAGCCAAGGAGCAAGAAGAAGCAGAGCCCGAGGAACAGGAAGAGGAUUCACCCAGCGAUCCCCGGCUUCGGCGUUUACAAAAGCGCAUUAAGGAAGAUGCGGAAGAAAGGUUGGCCCGGCAUCGGGAAAUAAUAGAGCCUGAAGUGAUAGGAAAAAGCGAUUCUGAAGAAGCAGGAGAUGCAAGACAAGUGGAGCGAGAGGACAGUGGGGAGGAAGAGGAGAAAGAAAUUGAUGAGGAGGAAAUUGAGUGGCGGCGGGACCUGAUGCGAAAGCGAGCACAGGAAAGGAAAAAUGAAGAAAUUGAAGUCAUGGAAGUGGAAGAUGAAGAGCAUUCUGGGGAGGAAUCCGACUCAGAAUCGGAGUAUGAAGAAUAUACGGAGAGUGAGGAUGAAAUGGAAGCCCGUCUCAAGCCAGUCUUCACUCGAAAGAAGGACCGGUUAACAGUUAAAGAGCGUGAGGCGGAAGCACGGAAGCAGAAGGAGUGGGAGAAGGAGGCAAAACAUCUGGCUGAGGAGAGACGCAAGUAUACUCUCAAGAUCGUGGAAGAGGAGACAAAGAAAGAACUAAGGGUAAACAAACGUUCCUUGGCUGCCCUAGAUGCGCUCAAUACAGAUGACGAGAACGAUGAGGAGGCAUAUGAGGCAUGGAAAGUUCGGGAGCUAAAAAGAAUCAAACGGGACAGAGAGGAUCGAAUAGCGAGGGAGAAGGAGAAAGCAGAGAUUGAACAUAUGCGAAACCUGCCGGAAGAGGAAAGACGAGCUGAACUCCAAGCAAAUGGCAAAGUUAUUACCAACAAAGCUGUCAAGGGCAAAUACAAGUUCUUGCAGAAGUACUAUCACCGAGGUGCUUUCUUUAUGGAUAAAGAGGAAGAAAUAUACAAGAGAGAUUUCAAUGUUCCCACCCUGGAGGAUCAUUUCAAUAAGGCAAUUCUUCCCAAAAUUAUGCAGGUCAAGAACUUUGGACGAUCAGGCAGAACCAAAUAUACCCAUCUUGUGGAUCAAGAUACCACUUCCUUUGAUUCAGCUUGGGGUCAAGAGAGUGCCCAAAAUGCCAGGUUCUUCAGAGAAAAAGCAGCUGGGGUACGAAAUGUAUUUGAAAGGCCAUCUGCCAAGAAGAGGAAAACUACUUAG